Molecule: messenger RNA, 3710 nt
Organism: Neomonachus schauinslandi (Hawaiian monk seal)
Lineage: Eukaryota; Metazoa; Chordata; Mammalia; Carnivora; Phocidae
Gene: EPHB3
Product: EPH receptor B3
Exons: 16
Coding region: 46-2925 (959 amino acids)
Biological process (GO): protein phosphorylation; cell surface receptor protein tyrosine kinase signaling pathway; axon guidance
Cellular component (GO): neuron projection; plasma membrane
Molecular function (GO): ATP binding; protein binding; transmembrane-ephrin receptor activity
Source: RefSeq, a predicted model, not a curated record
CCGCUGCUGCUGUCCACCGGCUGCCGGGCGCUGGAAGAAACCCUCAUGGACACAAAAUGGGUGACAUCGGAGUUGGCAUGGACAUCUCAUCCAGAAAGUGGGUGGGAAGAAGUGAGUGGCUACGAUGAGGCCAUGAACCCCAUCCGCACGUACCAGGUGUGUAACGUGCGGGAGUCAAGCCAGAACAACUGGCUUCGCACGGGCUUCAUCUGGCGGCGAGAGGUGCAGCGCGUCUACGUGGAGCUCAAGUUUACCGUGCGUGACUGCAACAGCAUCCCCAACAUCCCUGGCUCCUGCAAAGAGACCUUCAACCUCUUCUACUACGAGGCUGACAGUGAUGUGGCCUCGGCCUCCUCCCCCUUCUGGAUGGAGAACCCCUACGUGAAGGUGGACACCAUCGCGCCCGAUGAGAGCUUCUCGCGGCUUGAUGCUGGCCGCGUCAACACCAAGGUGCGAAGCUUUGGGCCGCUCUCCAAGGCCGGUUUCUACUUGGCCUUCCAGGACCAGGGUGCCUGCAUGUCGCUCAUCUCUGUGCGGGCCUUCUACAAGAAGUGUGCGUCCACCACCGCAGGCUUCGCCCUUUUCCCCGAGACCCUCACUGGGGCCGAGCCCACCUCUCUCGUCAUUGCCCCUGGCACCUGCAUCGCUAAUGCUGUGGAGGUGUCCGUACCACUCAAGCUCUACUGCAACGGCGAUGGGGAGUGGAUGGUGCCCGUGGGAGCCUGCACCUGUGCGACCGGCCACGAGCCAGCUGCCAAGGAGUCCCAGUGCCGCCCCUGUCCCCCUGGGAGUUACAAGGCGAAGCAGGGAGAGGGGCCCUGCCUCCCCUGCCCGCCCCACAGCCGCACCGCCUCGCCAGCUGCCAGCAUCUGCACCUGCUACAGUAACUUCUACCGUGCGGACUCGGACUCCGCAGACAGUGCCUGUACCACGGUGCCAUCUCCCCCCCGGGGUGUGAUCUCCAAUGUGAAUGAGACCUCACUGAUCCUCGAGUGGAGCGAGCCCCGGGACCUGGGUGGCCGGGACGACCUCCUAUACAACGUCAUCUGCAAGAAGUGCCACGGGGGCCCUGGGGCCGGGGGCGCCUCAGCCUGCUCUCGCUGUGAUGACAAUGUGGAGUUUGUGCCUCGGCAGCUGGGCCUGACAGAGCGCCGGGUCCACAUCAGCCAUCUGCUGGCCCACACGCGCUACACCUUUGAGGUGCAGGCCGUCAAUGGUGUCUCGGGCAAGAGCCCGCUGCCCCCCCGCUACGCGGCUGUGAAUAUCACCACCAACCAGGCUGCCCCAUCCGAAGUGCCUACACUACAUCUGCACAGCAGCUCCGGCAGCAGCCUGACCCUGUCCUGGGCACCCCCAGAGCGGCCCAAUGGAGUCAUCCUGGACUACGAGAUGAAGUACUUUGAGAAGAGUGAGGGCAUCGCCUCCACGGUGACCAGCCAGAAGAACUCGGUGCAGCUGGGCGGGUUGCGGCCUGACGCCCGCUACGUGGUCCAGGUCCGUGCCCGCACCGUAGCCGGCUACGGGCAGUACAGCCGUCCGGCGGAAUUUGAGACCACAAGCGAGAGAGGCUCCGGUGCCCAGCAGCUCCAGGAGCAGCUUCCCCUCAUCGUGGGUUCUGCCACGGCUGGGCUUGUCUUCGUGGUGGCUGUCGUGGUCAUCGCUGUCGUCUGCCUCAGGAAGCAGCGGCGCGGCUCUGACUCCGAGUAUACCGAGAAGCUGCAGCAGUAUGUUGCUCCCGGAAUGAAGGUUUAUAUUGACCCUUUUACGUAUGAGGACCCUAAUGAGGCUGUGCGAGAGUUUGCCAAGGAAAUCGAUGUCUCCUGUGUCAAGAUUGAGGAGGUGAUUGGAGCUGGGGAAUUUGGGGAAGUGUGCCGGGGUCGGCUGAAACAGCCAGGCCGCAGGGAGGUGUUCGUGGCCAUCAAGACGCUGAAGGUGGGCUACACAGAGAGGCAGCGGCGGGACUUCCUCAGUGAGGCCUCCAUCAUGGGUCAGUUUGACCACCCCAACAUAAUCCGACUAGAGGGCGUGGUCACUAAAAGUCGGCCAGUCAUGAUUCUCACCGAGUUCAUGGAGAACUGUGCCCUGGACUCCUUCCUCCGGCUCAACGACGGACAGUUCACGGUCAUCCAGCUGGUGGGCAUGUUGCGGGGCAUUGCUGCUGGCAUGAAAUACCUAUCCGAGAUGAACUACGUGCACCGAGACCUGGCUGCCCGCAACAUUCUUGUCAAUAGCAACCUGGUCUGCAAAGUCUCAGACUUCGGCCUCUCCCGCUUCCUGGAGGAUGAUCCCUCUGAUCCUACCUACACCAGCUCCCUGGGCGGGAAGAUCCCCAUCCGCUGGACUGCCCCAGAGGCCAUAGCCUAUCGGAAGUUCACCUCUGCUAGUGAUGUCUGGAGUUAUGGAAUCGUCAUGUGGGAGGUCAUGAGCUAUGGAGAGCGACCCUACUGGGACAUGAGCAACCAGGAUGUCAUCAAUGCCGUAGAGCAGGAUUACCGGCUGCCCCCACCCAUGGACUGCCCCACAGCACUGCACCAGCUCAUGCUGGACUGCUGGGUGCGGGACCGGAACCUCAGGCCCAAAUUCUCCCAGAUUGUCAACACCCUGGACAAGCUCAUCCGCAAUGCUGCCAGCCUCAAGGUCAUCGCCAGUGCCCAGUCUGGCAUGUCACAGCCCCUCCUGGACCGCACGGUCCCGGAUUACACAACCUUCACGACAGUUGGUGACUGGCUAGAUGCCAUCAAGAUGGGGCGGUACAAGGAGAGCUUUGUCAGCGCGGGGUUUGCAACCUUUGACCUGGUGGCUCAGAUGACUGCAGAAGACCUGCUCCGGAUUGGGGUCACCUUGGCUGGCCAUCAGAAGAAGAUCCUUAGCAGUAUCCAGGACAUGCGGCUACAGAUGAACCAGACACUGCCCGUGCAGGUCUGACACCUGACUCCCACUGGGUGGGUACCCCCCAAGGACUGUGCAGGGACUCUGACCAGCUGGCUGGACUUUUGGACUUUUGGAUGCCUGGCCUUAGGCUGUGGCCCAGAAGAUGGAAGUUUGGGGAAGGCCCAAACUGGGACUUCUCCUCCAGGCCUGUGCUCCCUCCCCAGGAAGUGUGCCCCAAACCUCUUCAUAUUGAAGAUGGAUUAGGAGAGGGGGUGAUGACCCCUCCCCAAGCCCCUCAGGGCCCAGGCCUUCCUGCUCUCCAGUGGGGGAUCCCCACCACCUCAGACUUCGCUGUUCUUCAGUGCUGGAGGUCCUGGCAGGGUCAGGUGGAGGAUAAGCCUGGGUUCUAUAGGGCCCAGCCCUGGCAGGGGUCUGGCCCCCCCAGGUAGGCAGAGUAGUCCCUCCCUCAGGAACUGGAGGAGGGGACUCCGGGAAUGGGGAAAUGUGACACCCCAUCCUGAAGCCAGCUGGCACCUCCAGUUUGCACAGGGACUUGUUCUGGGGGCUGAGGGCCCUGCCCCACCCCCACCCUUGGUGCUGUCAUAAAAGGGCAGGCAGGGGCAGGCUGAGGAGUAGCCCCUUGCCCCCCAGAGACUGACUCUCAGAGCCAGAGUUUGGAUGUGUAUGUGAGUGUGUUCGUGUGUGUGUGUGUGCGUGCGCGUGUGUGUCUGUGCAUGCACUGGCCUGCACAGAGAGCAUGGGUGAGCGUGUAAAAGCUUGGCCCUGUGCCCUGCAGUGGGGUGAGCUGGGCCGUCAGCGGAAUAAAGGCAAUAAGAUGA